GCGUGCGGACUACAGCUCCCGGCAUGCCCGGCGCACACCGUCCGCGGCGCGGAGCCGAGGAUGCAGACGCCGAGGGGGGCGAUGAGGAUGGAGGCUGGGGAGGGAGCGCGGCCGGCGGGGGCGGGUGGCCGCGCCGCGGGCGGUUGGGGCAAGUGGGUGCGGCUCAACGUGGGGGGCACAGUGUUCCUGACCACCCGGCAGACGCUGUGCCGGGAGCAGAAGUCCUUCCUCAGCCGCCUGUGCCAGGGGGAAGAGCUGCAGUCGGAUCGGGAUGAGACCGGGGCCUAUCUCAUCGACCGUGACCCCACCUACUUUGGGCCCAUUCUGAACUUUCUCCGACAUGGCAAGCUGGUCCUGGACAAGGACAUGGCGGAGGAGGGGGUCCUGGAGGAGGCUGAGUUCUACAACAUCGGCCCGCUGAUCCGCAUCAUCAAAGACCGGAUGGAGGAGAAGGACUACACAGUGACACAGGUGCCACCCAAGCACGUGUACCGCGUGCUGCAGUGCCAGGAGGAGGAGCUCACUCAGAUGGUCUCCACCAUGUCUGACGGCUGGCGUUUCGAGCAGCUGGUGAACAUCGGCUCCUCCUACAACUACGGCAGCGAGGACCAGGCGGAGUUCCUGUGUGUGGUGUCCAAGGAGCUACACAGCUCCCCGAACGGCCUGAGCUCAGACUCUAGCCGCAAGACCAAGAGCGCGGAGGAGCAGCUGGAGGAGCGGCAGCGGCAGGAGGAGGAGGUGGAGGAGGUGGAGGUGGCACAGGUGCAGGUGGAGGCAGAUGCCCAGGAGAAAGCUAUUACAAGCCAGAGGCACCCGGAUGUGAGGCCCCAGACCACCUGCAGGGACGGGGGGUUGCGAUCCGAAAUCCUUUAUUUUUGUACCACGGGGUGGGCCCCUGGCCCCAGAAGGAAGAAGCACUCUCCCCCCUGCCACUUCUGUCUACACCUGCGGGGCUGUGACUUACCCCUGCCUCUGGCAGCGGGCUGGGGGCUGCCUAGGACCUCACAAGGCCUACGGUGGGCCCUUGGCCCUGUGGGCAGAGCCGCCUGCCCCUGGCCCAAGCGUGGCACUGUCCGUCUGUGUCUGCCAGGCCCCCUUGUGCCCUUGCCCGGGCCCCCCUGCUGCAUGGUGGAUGUACUCCCCCCUGGCCCCGUCACAUCACCUCCUUGAGCCUCAGUUUCCCUGUCAGCGGGGUAACCCUCCUGCCCGCCUACCUCACAGGGCUGUGGGGUGCAGCAAGGAGCAGAGUCCCUGAAAGCCCUCAGGAGUCGGACUGCCCUUGUCUCCCCCAGGGGUGCCCAGCCUAACCCCAAAGCAGGACACUGUUGGCCAAUAGAGAUUCAGGUGUUGGGGGUCAGGGCAUGGAGAUUCCACCCUUUCCAAUGGAAGGGGUGAGUGACUUGCCUUCACCGUGGCUGUCCCCAUGCCCACCCAUGUGCGUGGCUACAGAGCACCCUGCCCAGCCAGAGGGGCCGGGAGCAGCUCAGGAACUUGUGAUGAGGCUGGCUAGGACAGGCUGUGUCAGGGGCCCUCCGUGUGUGACCUCCAGGAUGGGUGCUGACCUCUCAGCUGUGGCCCACCCCUUCACAGAAUAAACUGAAGAAACAGCC
This is a messenger RNA of Chinchilla lanigera (long-tailed chinchilla), 1610 nucleotides long. It is a transcript of the gene Kctd17, whose product is annotated as potassium channel tetramerization domain containing 17. Gene Ontology annotation, molecular function: cullin family protein binding. The coding region runs from base 61 to 1170 and encodes 369 amino acids. Gene Ontology annotation, biological process: protein homooligomerization; proteasome-mediated ubiquitin-dependent protein catabolic process. Gene Ontology annotation, cellular component: Cul3-RING ubiquitin ligase complex; cytoplasm. The transcript has 7 exons. The record is from RefSeq and is a predicted model, not a curated record. NCBI's taxonomy places the organism in Eukaryota, Metazoa, Chordata, Mammalia, Rodentia, Chinchillidae.